AUGGGAGAGCAUAAUCUUCUUAAUCCCGGGUUUGUGGGACCUCUGGUGAAUAUUCAUACCGGGGACACUUUCUACUUCCCUAAUUUCAGGACCUCGGGGGGGCAGUUACCUGGUUUGCCCUCCCUGUCUUACCCAAGGAGGGACAAUGUGUGCUCUCUGCCCUGGGCAUCCACAGAGCCAUGCAAUGCCUACUCUCAGCCCUAUCUCGGUAGCCCAGUUUCCAUUAACCCUUCCUUCGGCAGAGCCUGUGAUCUGGCCCGGGUGGAGGAGACCAAAUGUUACUACAGAGAGGCGUGCCCUGAGCCCCCCAGCCUGAAGAGAGAGGAGAGGGUGAGGGACAAUGUUCUGAUGCCCUUGGACAGCGGGCUCCCCAAUGGAAUGUCCAGCAACAGCUUCCACAAAUACGAUUACAAUGUAGCAGACGCGGGCGCCCACGAUCCACCAUCCUGCCAGUCUCUAGAGUCAGACUCCAGCUCGUCGCUGAUCAAUGAAGGCACCAAGAAUGCCACCAGUGAAGGUGGUACAAUGGCUUCUCCGACCAACCAAGGCAGCAGCCUCCCUGCCAAUGGGGCUCCUUGGUACCCAAUGCACACGAGGUCCCGCAAGAAGAGAAAACCCUAUUCCAAACUACAGCUGGCUGAACUGGAAGGGGAGUUUAUGGUUAAUGAAUUCAUAACCAGACAACGGAGGAGGGAACUGUCUGAUCGGCUGAGCCUCAGCGACCAACAAGUCAAGAUCUGGUUCCAGAACCGGCGGAUGAAGAAGAAGAGACUUCUCCUGAGAGAGCAAGCCCUGACAUUCUUUUAACCCUGCCCUGCCUGUAGGGGGCGCUGGGAAUAGCGGCCACCACAAGCUCGCUGAGAACUGUAGACUGACCAGGUUUGAUAAAGUCUUUCAUAAUUUCUGUGUCACCAGCUCAAACACCGAAUUCUGGAAUGAGGGGGAAUUCGGCAGCCAAAUAAACUGAAGGGUUCUAGAAUGCUGAGUGCAGUUUCGGAUUACUGGACGCUUCUUAGCCAAUCCUUAACAUUCCUUCCCAAAGAAUUGCGCCUCCCAUGGCUUCUAGAGGGUUGUUUUUAUUUCUCGGCCCUCCAUUUGUUACGUCACAUUUAGCUUUGGUCCUGUCAGUGUUCCCAGUGUUUGUCUCCCCUUAUUGCGAGGCUAUGAAUUUCACCCUAAAUGAACCAUGUGCUGUACUUUCCAAAGGGGUGGGGAAUCAACACUGCGUCCAGUGAGUCCCAUUAACUAUCCUACUGGCCUGAGAUACCCCAAAAAUACAAACAUGAUUCAUUAGCUUGGGGACUCUGCAGUGCAAGACCAUAACUGAGUUCACCAGAUUUAUCAGGAUGAUUGAUUCCUUCUUGAAAAAAAAAAAAAAAAAAUUCAUUAAAGGGUCACUUUCACUUCUUCAUAAAUCCGGUGCAGUUGUUCUGCUCCAGAGCUUGUCAUGGCUGUGCUAUUUGCAGUAUUAGAGGAAUGUGCCUAGGGAAAUGGCCUAUAUAGUAUUAAAUGAGGAAACUCGGUGGGGCUAUGUUUUUGCAUUGUUCCUAUCAUGUAUGUGGAUGGCAAAGUUACAUAUACGCACACUCCAUGGGUGCCAUUUAACCCAGAUAUACUAAAAGUAUUUAAUGAUGUAACCACUUGUUAAAAAGCUAGUUUACAGCCUCGCUGACAGAGGAAUUGCCUCUAUAUCCAAAGACAUUUCAUUUCAGUUCUUUAAAACAUAGAUAUAUAUAUGUAUUUAUAUAUAUAUCCGAGAAAUACAUUUCAUUUCUUUAUAUAUAAUGUAUAUACGUGUAUAUCAUAGAACGACGUAUAUACUUACACGUCAUGUUCAUUUUGAUGAAGGAAGUCCAAGUGAGGAUAGACAAAUUGGAUUGCUGCACCACUUUCAUUUAAAUAAAUGUUUAUUAUCAAGACCCUGAGUGCUCUGUAUUUUAAUUGUGUUUGUUUUUCCUCCAGGGG
This is a messenger RNA of Pelobates fuscus (common spadefoot toad), 1965 nucleotides long. It is a transcript of the gene HOXC12, whose product is annotated as homeobox C12. Lineage: Eukaryota; Metazoa; Chordata; Amphibia; Anura; Pelobatidae. The transcript is spliced from 2 exons. Gene Ontology annotation, biological process: regulation of DNA-templated transcription. The record is from RefSeq and is a predicted model, not a curated record. The coding region runs from base 1 to 807 and encodes 268 amino acids. Gene Ontology annotation, molecular function: sequence-specific double-stranded DNA binding; DNA-binding transcription factor activity, RNA polymerase II-specific.